Messenger RNA from Dipodomys ordii (Ord's kangaroo rat), 540 nucleotides. It is a transcript of the gene Fxn, whose product is annotated as frataxin. Gene Ontology annotation, biological process: intracellular iron ion homeostasis; iron incorporation into metallo-sulfur cluster. Gene Ontology annotation, molecular function: ferrous iron binding; 2 iron, 2 sulfur cluster binding; iron chaperone activity. Gene Ontology annotation, cellular component: mitochondrion. The transcript has 5 exons. Lineage: Eukaryota; Metazoa; Chordata; Mammalia; Rodentia; Heteromyidae. Bases 1 to 498 code for a protein of 165 amino acids. The record is from RefSeq and is a predicted model, not a curated record.
AUGGCGCCUGAUGAUUACAUCCUCCAGAGGGGUUUGAACCUCUACUACCUCAACCACAUUCUGAAUGUCCCAAAGCAGAGUGUCUGCUGGAUUCAUUGGAGGAGCUCUGGAACUUUAGGUAACUCCAGCUCCCUAGAUGAGACCACCUAUGAAAGACUCGCAGAGGAGACGCUUGACUCUUUGGCCGAAUUUUUUGAGGACCUCGCAGAUAAGCCUUACACAUCGAAGGACUAUGAUGUCUCCUUUGGGAGUGGUGUGCUAACAAUCAAGCUGGGCGGAGCUCUAGGAACCUACGUGAUCAAUAAACAGACCCCAAACAAGCAGAUCUGGCUGUCUUCUCCCUCCAGUGGACCCAAGCGCUACGACUGGACGGGGAAGCACUGGGUCUAUUCCCACGACGGGAUGACCCUCCACGAGCUGCUGGCCCAGGAGCUGACCGAGGCCUUCAAAACCAAACUGGAUUUAUCCUCCUUGGCCUAUUCUGGAAAAGGCACUUGAUGGCCUGCCCUGCCUUACAGACAUUAAAACCUGUCACGCCAA